CUAGUUAAAGACUGCCCUUUUCGCUGCUCCCCGAGUCAACGGACGAUACCGAUACUUCGCAGACUUCACAUUUUUUAAAAAGCUUUUUUUUUUUUUUUGUGGUUUAUAUUUUUGAGUUAAUCUGGCAUGAUAAAAGUUCGAUUAGAGCAAUAAAGGAGGAUCGCCAUGAAUAGAGUCCACCCCCGCGUCCGGCCAUUGUGUUUUGAUGAAGUGAGACGGACUGCUUGAGCGCACUCUAGAGUGGCCAUGAGGCACUGGAGGAAAUGUCAGCUGAGCGCUAAUUUUUUGAUGGUUCUAAUCAGCCAAUCAUUUGGAGCAUUAGAUCCUGCAAUAAGUAGAGUUGGGUCUGUGCAGAGGAAUUGUUCUGACAGUGAAUACUGGAAUCCUGCGGGCUUCUGUUGUGAUAAAUGUCAUCCAGGAUUUAAGCUGGAAAAAGUAUGCCCUAAAUCGGGCACACGGUCCAAAUGUGUGCCUUGCGAGAAUGGGACAUACAUCGAUUCAUCAAACUAUUCUGAAAAUUGCUCCUCUUGUGAGAACUGCAAAAAAAAAAAUGCAGUGGUGAAAUCACAAUGUAAGAGGCACAGCAAUAGUGUGUGCGAGUGUGAGUCUGGAUACUACAUGAAUAUAAUAGACAAGCCUGUUUCUUUGACAUGGAAAUGUUCUCCCUGUAGCAAGUGUGGAUAUAAUCAGUUGAAAACUGGAGAAUGUGUUGGGCAAAAUAAUACCAAGUGCCAAUGCAAAGAAAAACAUUACCCUGUGGACAAAAACAACUGCGAGCCAUGUGUUGAAUGUCGUACAGAUGGCUGUGAAUACUUGUGCACCUCCAGCACUCCACCUAAUGUUCUUAGAUCUGACAACCCAACUAAACCUACUAACACGUUGCCUGAGGUACUGGUCCCCGUUUGCGCGUGUAUCACGGUUCUAGGAGUGGGAUUGUUUAUGGUAUACGAGGGCAUCAGGCUUUGGAGGAAGAGACAACUGGCUUUGUCACCCCAGUUAUCAUUACCUCAUUCUGAGGUGAAGUUUGAAGACAAGCCGAUGAUUGUCACGAUAUCACCAGACACAGAGAGCGUCCCAUUCACAAACCAACCGUGUAAAACUGAACUGUGCAGAGAACUUCCAGACUGUGUCCCAAGAGAAAUCAAAACUCACGAGUUCUUCUAUUUUGUGUUGGACGAGGUCCCUGUUGGACGAUUUAGAGAACUUGUAAGGAGGCUUGGUGUUUCUGAGCAGGAAAUUGAAAGGGCAGAACGAGACCACCGGUCCUUCAAAGAUGCCCAGUACCAGAUGCUGAAGGUUUGGGGUGACAGUGGGAAUGGAGGAGGGAACAACAUUUUGUCAUGUCACCUCAUCCAGAUAUUUUUAGACAUACUGAAAACCAUGUAUUUAGCUGGCUGUGCAGAUAGCAUUGAGAACAAGUUCCUUUCACAGGACAGAAGUGGUUCACACUGAAGGCCAUUGAAGAUGAAAGGAGAAAAGGGCAUUAAAAGAGAUUUUAAAGAAAUAUUUCAUUCAAAUAUGAAAAUUCUGUCUGCAUUUACUCACCCUCAUGUCACUCCAAACCUGUAUGACUUUCUUUCAUCUGCAGAACACAAAAGGAAAAUUAUGAAAGUAUAUCCGGGUUUCUUCUUUUUUUUCUAUUUUUUUUUUUGCAAUGACAGUGGAAAGUGAUUCCACUUUUGAGCUUCAAAAAGGACCCCAAAGGAUCAUAAAAGUAGUCCAUGUGACUUUAUUCAGUCAGCAUUAUUCAGUGAAAAGUGGAAUCACCUUCCACGGCCAUUAUAAAAAAAAAAAGAAGAAACCAGGAUAUACUUUAAAAAUGUUCCUUUUGUGUUCCUUAGACCAAAGACAGUCAUACAGGUUUUACCACAUGAGGCUUAAUCUUAGGUUUAAGUAUUUCUUUAAAUGUUCACUAAAUACCAUUACAUUUUUUUUAGAGUGGAGGUGUAAUUAUAGUUGUAUUAUAACACCGGUCAUAUUUCCAGUUUCGUCAGAGAUUUCACACUAAAGUUUUUCCUUUUUUUUAUAUUGUUUAUGAACAUACCAUAGUUCUGUGUUAUGCGUUGAUGCAAUAGUGUAAAGGCUUGAGUGUGGUAAUUGCUUGUAUAUAUGAAUGAGGGUGGUGCUGUGCAGAUUUCUGUUGGUUUGAUUGUAGGAAUAGAUGUCUGACUCUUGAAAGUUUCUGCAUAUGUUCCUCAUAUGUGUACUGUUUUCCAGUUCCCCUUCGAAUAUAAUAGGGUAAAUUAAAAAAAGAAAUUAUAUUUAAUCAGGACAUUUAAAUUUUAGGUUUUUGUCAUUCCCAUUAUUUUCAAUGGUGAUAUUUGAUUAUUAAUGGCACUGUACAAUGCAAAUACAAAGAUUAAAAAAAAAAAAAAAAAAAAAAAAAUUAAAGGCAGUGCAACAAAUACUUCCAUGAUGUAUAAUUAACAUUUUAUAUAAUAUAUCAUAGUUUUUUUUACAUUUCAGUAAUUAGAAUUAGAUCAUUUUUGUAUUAUGGAAAUUGAGCAGGGGUGUAUGAAAAUACAUAAAAAACACUUUUUUUAUAAAAUCUUAAUGACCAAAAAUAAACAAAAUAUAAUCAUCUUUUUUUAUUUUUUGCAUUGAAUGUGGGGUGAAAUAUAAUCUAUAGACAUGUUCAUGAGAUUUACCCAAUAAUGUUUCUGUCUGCUCAUGUUGUAGUGCUAAGACUAUUUUCACCACAAAGUGUUGUCUAUAGCAGCACUUUUGUAUAGCUGUAAGUUUACUGUGUAUCAUUCAUAUCAGCUUCACAUGGGCUAUUGCAGUAAUAUGGUGCUUCAAAGAAAUUAAUCAAAAGUUCAAAUCUAUAUUUGUGCAAUAAAGAUUGUUUGUGCACAGAUUGCUAAUACAGACUGC
Molecule: messenger RNA, 2874 nt
Organism: Xyrauchen texanus (razorback sucker)
Lineage: Eukaryota; Metazoa; Chordata; Actinopteri; Cypriniformes; Catostomidae
Gene: tnfrsf1a
Product: tumor necrosis factor receptor superfamily, member 1a
Exons: 10
Coding region: 247-1452 (401 amino acids)
Biological process (GO): inflammatory response; signal transduction
Cellular component (GO): signaling receptor complex; mitochondrion; membrane raft
Molecular function (GO): tumor necrosis factor receptor activity; tumor necrosis factor binding
Source: RefSeq, a predicted model, not a curated record